AUGACACAAAGAAAGUUUUGGGCCGCUUUAUACAUAUUGGAUGAAAGAGUCAUUGAUGGUAGUUCUUAUUACUUAAUUCAAUGGGAAGGAAGUGAUAAGGGCGGAAAUCCUUGGAUUCCAACUUGGGAACCCGGAGAAAAUUGCACACAAACUUUAAUCAACGACUGGAACAAGAGAAGACUUGAAACCAAAAAAGAAGAUAGAUAUCAUCGUGAAAAUUCUUCUGUAUCAGAUUCAACUGUAACUAAUGGAUCAGAACUGCGUUGUUCUGAUGCUUUGGCUUUAGGAGAUGAACUACCAUUUAAAUGCAGUAAUAGUUCUAAUGAAUCUUUAAUCAUGAAUCAAGAUGUAUUCGUUAACCCUAAUGGCGUGAGCCAUGAUCCACAGCAGCUACUAAAAAGGACUCAGACAGAAUUGCAAUCUCAAAAUCUUGUUGGUGAGAAGGGGAUAAUUUAUCAUGCCAGUAAGAAAAAUCGAACACAAGAAUCACUUAUUGGUGAAGAAAGUCGCAUCUCAUCUGAUGAAAAUAAUAAUUUUUCAUGUCAAAGAUCUUUUGCUCAACCAGUUGACACUUUUAAAAUACAACCAUGCUCUUCACAGACGCUGAUAAGUUCACAAGAUAUAUCAACACAAACUGUGUCAUUAAUGUAUCAAAAUAACACCGAUUUCAGUGAUAAAAAAAUGCACCCAAAUCUGUCUUCUCAACAUCAAACGCCAGUAUCUCUUGAAGAAUCUUUGCAAAAUGGUUCGCCUCUGGCAAACAAUGGUACUAAAUGUGCCUCUCCAACAUCUCCUGGUUUGAAUUCAAAUCUAUCAAAUAAAGAUCCCUUACCUUUGGUGAAAGAGCUUCAAAACAAAGCUGAUACUAUCGCAAUUUUGUGUGAAGAACGUGAUCACUUCCAAAAAACAUUGGCUCAAAUCAAAAGGAACUGGCAAAUACAACAAGAAAAGGCUAUUAAUCUAUCUAAAGAGAACGAGAAAAUCAAACAACAACUUCAACAGCAAACUAGAGAAUAUGAAAAGAUACGUUUCCAAAGUUUGUGUUAUCAACAAAGUAUUCAACAAUUACAAGAACUUUGUCAAUGUAAUAGCGAAAAAGAUGUUCAACAUAGAUUAGAGUUGGAAGAAUCAAGGCGAAAAUAUGAAAUUAUUC
Molecule: messenger RNA, 1153 nt
Organism: Dentiscutata erythropus
Lineage: Eukaryota; Fungi; Glomeromycota; Glomeromycetes; Diversisporales; Gigasporaceae
Source: the annotation of a GenBank genome assembly